AUUUUCUAAAUCAUCUCAAUCUAGUGAAACUUUGACUAUUGCAGAUAUAUUAGGCAAUAAUCUUAGAUUAAAUUCACUAAUAAUUGCAUCACUAUUAUUUGAAGAUAGAAUACAAAAAAAACAUAUCAGAGAAUCUACAAAUAAACCAUCUAAUAAAAAAAUAAAGAAACCAGUUAAAAAAGAAUCAGACAUAUUAGAAGAUCUUAUAAAAGAAUUAUCUACUGAACCUGAAACUCAAUAUUAUCGUUCUAAAAUAGAGAAAAAGGACUUUAAAGAGGUGUUAGAUCGUGUAAAGAAAGAUCUUCAAGAGAUUGCAAAUUCUAAUUCCGAUUUUGAUACAACUCGCAAAAAAAAAGCACAAGAAAUCAUCGAUAACUGGAAGGAAUGGACUAUUUCGAUAAAGAACCUGAAAAAAGAUCUGCGAAUCAAUAUUCAGGUAGAACAACAGAUACUUGCGUCUGGUAAUGCAAAUCAGAACAUUGGUACCAUAAACAGCCAUUGUACAGCUCUUGGAAAAUGUCAAAACGAUAAUUCCGAAGGAACUCCCAAAGGAAAACGCCAAGAUACGGGGGAUAGAGAAACUAUAAAUGAGCCUGUGGAAACCACUGAUGACCCGGAAAGUGAUACACAAACGAUUAAUACCAAACAAAACUUAAAUGAAAAACAAGUUGAAGAAGAACUUGUGAGACGGUAUAGUUUCAGAGAACGAAAGGAAACCAACUAUACUGACGUUUCAGGCUCAGAUAUAGAUCCAUAUCAUUAUCAAGCAUUUAGCUCCCUGUCAAACAACCCAGAUUCUUCGAUUAUAUCAUUAAAUAGGCCAAUCAUAUCUGAAACAACAUAUAAUCUAAUUUCUACGCAUAUAAUUUGCGCGUUCAACUCAACGUUACAUAUGGUCAAGGAAUCUGUCGAAGAAAACUUGUUUGAAAAGAUUGAAAGGCUUCUUAAUAUGCGAAACAAACUAAUUUUAUCAAAGCAAAUAAUGCAAAAGCUUGAAACGAUUUUUGAAGCAGAUUUUUCAGAAAUUACUUUGAAAAUAAUAACAGAGAUGGAAAGUGAAAAGAAUAUGGAAAAAACUGAGGAAUCACAAUUCCUUUUUUUCAUUAGGCAUGCCCUUCUCGAUUUCGUCACAAUGUUUAAAAAUCUGUUACCAAAGGUAUUGAAUCGGGAUAUGUCUGAAAGGACGUAUAUAGUUGAAUCUAUUUCACCUAUUUUCCGAUCUUUCAGAAAUGCAUUCCCUGAAAUUAAAUAUGAAUGGAUUGAGAAGGAUGUUAGAUCGGUGAAGAAAGCGGGAAGCAUGUUUGCAAUUAAUAUCAAGUCUUGGAAGACUGAUCUCCUAGUUAUAAGGCUCUCUGAUGCAACUGAAAUCUUACAUGUUGAAGUUUCUGGCCCGCCUUUUAAAGUGGAUAAAAAACACACGAUUGGCGACAUCAAAAAAUUGCUAAUGAUGGUGGCAAUUGGGGACAAAUUAACAUUAUUUUCUGUAUCACUUGUUGAUAAGAAGAAAUAUUUAGCCAUUGAAUUAGCUUCCUGUGUAAUUCCUUUUUCGUUCGAAGAAAUUGGGUGUUAUAUAAAAAUUUUUAAUUUUUUUGCUAUUAUAAGGAAUGAGUUCAAUGAACAAAAAAAACUUUUAAAAAAAAUUCAUACUUUUGUACCUUUGGUUGAAGAUGAUACCA
Messenger RNA from Cetraspora pellucida, 1676 nucleotides. The record is from the annotation of a GenBank genome assembly. Lineage: Eukaryota; Fungi; Glomeromycota; Glomeromycetes; Diversisporales; Gigasporaceae.